GCCUACAGAGUGCCAUUGACUGUGUGUUUUUUUUUUCUUCUUCUUUUAUCCUUUUAACCCAUUCACACUCCUGUAGGAGUCUUAGCAACUUCAGCACAUGGCUGGGAGCCUCAGUAUAUUCCUCAUCUGAUAUAAUCCUCUUUCAAGGAUUAUAUGUACGGAAAUGACAAAUAACAUCAUUUAAAUCUAAUUCUUUUAGUUUCACAUCUGUGCACAAAGCAUCCAGGGUUUGGAUACAUCAUGGUACACUGGAGGAAUUUGUUUAUUUGUGCAUUUGGAUGUGUGUUUCCCAUAUACAUCUGUCUUUCGGAAACAAAAAAGCUACCCGUUGGAUUAAUAUCACCUGGAGACUCACACACUGAGAGCAACUCAGACUUUAAUUCCACAGGUCUUAAACACAUGAGAGGACUGAAGCACAACCAUUCCAGCACGAACAGAACAAGAAUACAGAUUGAUUUAAGUGGGCCAAAUGUGUGUGGAACAAGAUGCUGUCCUGGCUGGACUGUUCAUCCCAAGACUCAAAAAUGCACAAAACCAAAAUGUUCUCCUCGUUGUUAUAACAGUUCUGUGUGCAGAAAGCGAAGUGUAUGUCAGUGCCGCUUAGAUUCUCGGCACUGUAAAAAGAACCAAACCAUCUCUUCAUCUUCAAUUACACCCACACCUGUAGAUGUGCCAGAAGCCACACCCACAUACAAAUCCACACCCCCAGUGCCGCCCACAUCAGCCACAACAUACUCGAUAUCCAUGGAGAAAUAUUCUGUACACUGGAAGCCUCUAAGUCUCAAAGAGGCCCAGGCGAUGCUGAUGAGAAAAGCUCUAGUCAGAGCAGUAGGAGGGAAUAAAAUUGCUAACAUCCUGCUAAAACACAUUGAGGCCGAGAGAAAUAGAUUACAGUCCUGCAACUGCACUGAAGAAAAGACCAGCACUAAGGCCUUUUACACCCAACAUGGCCAGUAUACGCUCAUAUACACUCCAGCAGCCACCUGA
This is a messenger RNA of Hemibagrus wyckioides, 987 nucleotides long. RefSeq names its product latent-transforming growth factor beta-binding protein 1-like. The coding region runs from base 241 to 987 and encodes 248 amino acids. Lineage: Eukaryota; Metazoa; Chordata; Actinopteri; Siluriformes; Bagridae. The transcript is spliced from 5 exons. The record is from RefSeq and is a predicted model, not a curated record.